Molecule: messenger RNA, 5868 nt
Organism: Dinoponera quadriceps
Lineage: Eukaryota; Metazoa; Arthropoda; Insecta; Hymenoptera; Formicidae
Gene: ninaC
Product: neither inactivation nor afterpotential protein C
Exons: 24
Coding region: 133-4881 (1582 amino acids)
Biological process (GO): protein phosphorylation
Cellular component (GO): myosin complex
Molecular function (GO): protein binding; protein kinase activity; cytoskeletal motor activity
Source: RefSeq, a predicted model, not a curated record
GGGGCCUGCACGACCUGUCAGACGUGUUUUAAUUAGAGGUGACUCCUGAGUCGCGUGGGACAGCUUGAGAAAGAGAGGAAGAGAGAUAGAGCCCGGCCUCCCUUUACGCGGUAGACAUUGUCUACUCGCAAGAUGAACGAUUCCGGCUACGGAAGACGUAGAAUGAGCAACGAUCGGCGUGGUAACGUACGAGAUGAAGAGGAGAACAUGGAUAAUCGAAGCAAGAAUCAGGACACGAGGCCUGCGACUCUUAAACGGUUGGAUAGCAUUCAGGAUCCGGGGAAGAGGUACGCGUUGAAGGAUCGCAUCGGUGACGGCGUAUUCGGCGAAGUCUACGAGGGAAUCGAUCAGCAAGCUGGAAAUAAAAAGGUUGCCAUUAAGAUCCAAAGGUUCACGCCGGAAUCACAGUCUUUAAUCAUGGAGGAGUAUCGUAUUCUUCGUGACUUCGCCGGCCAUCCGAAUCUACCAGACUUUUACGGGAUAUAUCGCAGACGAUCCUCGAAGAAGUCCGAAUACGACGAGAUAUGGUUCGUCAUGGAGCUGUGCGAAGGUGGGACGGUCAUCGAUCUGGUCCGCGGGAUGAUCGCGAGUGACAAGAGAAUGCGGGAGGAGCACAUCGCCUUCAUCUUGAGAGAAGUGAUCAAGGCUUUGAUCCACCUGCACGAGCACAACGUCAUCCACAGAGACAUCUGUGGCAGCAACAUCGUCCUGACGAAGGAAGGCGACGUGAAGCUGGUGGACUUCGGGCUCUCUAAGACGAUGAAGAACGAGCUGGAGAGGCGACACACUUGCAUAGGGUCGCCGUCCUGGAUGGCGCCGGAGGUCGUCGCCGGCAAGGGCAACAGGGCCGACGGCGGAUACGACAGCCGGAUCGACGUAUGGGCGAUCGGCAUCACGGCGAUAGAGCUGGCCGACGGCAAGCCGCCCUUCCAAGACAUGCAUCCGACGCGAGCGCUCUUCCAGAUCGUCCGGAAUCCGCCGCCGACGCUCUACCGGCCAGCCAACUGGUCGGAGAAUCUCAACGACUUCAUCUCGGAAUGCCUCGAGAAGAAUCCCGAGAACAGACCGUGCAUGAUGGAAAUCAUGGAUCAUCCCUUCUUGUCGGAGCUGCCUAAGAACGAUUACCCGUUGACGCAGGAGAUUAAAACGCUGGCGAUGGACGUCUCGGGAAAGGGCAGAGAAGAAAGGAAAAUGGAGUCGAUCGUUCAUGAAAGCUUCUUGAAGACUCGUCAAGACGAACCACAGGAGCAUAUGCUUACGGAAGAUCUCGCGGCGCUCGACAUCCUGACGGAAAACGUGAUCCUGAAUGAACUUAACGAAAGAUUACAGCGGGGCAAAUACCACACAUUCGUCGGAGACGUUCUAUUGAUACUCAACCCAAACGAGGAACAUGAUAUCUAUAGCGCUAUGCAUCACGCGAAGUAUCAAUGCAAGUCGCGAUCGGACAAUGCUCCGCAUAUCUAUUCCGUAGCGGACAGCACAUUCCAGGAUGUGAUGCAUAACGAAGAACCGCAACACAUUUUAUUAGCCGGUGAGAGCAAUUCCGGGAAAACCACGAAUAUGCUGCAUCUGGUGGAGCACCUCACGUUCCUCGGGAAAGGCAUGCAAGACACCGGAAAGAGAAUAAUGCGAUCUAUAAGAAUAAUUCAAGCGUUCACGAACGCGUCGACACCGCUGAACGCCAACUCUACCAGAUGCAUCUUACAGGUGCAGACGACCUUCGGCUCGACCGGCAAAGUGUCGGGCGCGAUAUUCUGGUUAUAUCAGUUGGAAAAGUGGCGUGUCUCCACUCGCGACAGGAAUCAGUCAAAUUUCCACGCCUUUUAUUAUUUCUACGACGGCCUCCAGGCGUCGGGGAAAUUAAAUAUAUAUAACCUACCAAGCGGAAGAAGGCUUCGAUACCUCAAAAUAACCGACAAGAGCACCGAGAAGAAACGAGCGUUCAAAAUACGAAACGAUCCGCAGAAUAACGCACUCAAAUUCGAGGAACUUAUGGAGGAUCUCAAAUUUAUGGAUAUGGAAGAUCAGUGCGAGACAAUUUGGAAAGUCCUCGCAGCUAUCCUGAUUCUUGGAGAAAUUCGAUUCGUCGAGGGCAAUAACGGGGAAGCUGAAUUGGACAACGAUGAAGCUGCUGACACAGUGGCGGAGCUUCUUGGUCUAGACCCGAAAAAAUUUAUUUGGGCUCUCGUUAAUUACUGCUUAAUCGUGAAAAGAUCGGCAAUGCGCAGGAAGCACACUUGGGAAGAAGCGAAGGAAGCACGAGACGUUUUGGCAAAUACUCUUUACCAACGUUUGGUGGACUGGAUAGUCAAUAACAUUAAUUAUAAGCUCGCGAUGACUCGUAGCCUUUAUGGCGAUAAAUAUUCCAUCAGCAUUCUCGAUCUCUUCGGGUUCGAAUGUUUCUCGGUGAAUCGACUGGAACAGCUGAUAGUGAAUACGAUGAACGAGCAAAUGCAAUACCAUUACAAUCAAAGAGUAUUCGCCUGGGAAAUGCAAGAGCAGGAUGAAGAAGACGUACCCAUGCAACGCUUGCGCUUCUACGACAACAAGGAAGCGAUCGAUCAAUUGAUGAGCAAGGAGAACGGCCUCUUUCAUAUCAUCGACGACGCUUCGCGGCAACUGCAGGAUGCUCAGUACAUCCUCGAGAGGAUCAGAGAGCGUAAGCGUGGUAUCUACGUGAAACCGGUGGGCUCGCACGAGUUCACAGUCGCCCAUUACACCGGAAAACUGGUAUAUGACGCCAGAGAGAUCGCCAGCAAGAAUCGGGAUUUCGUGCCGCCGGAGAUGAUCGGCAUGAUGAGAUUCUCGUCGUGCGAUGCGGUCAAGCAGAUGUUCACCAAUAAACUCACCAAGUCGGGCAACCUGACGAUCGUUCAGGAACAUUGCGCCACGAUGGAAGAAACGUCGAGGAACAAGUGGAGUGCUCUCAUACAGGAAUGUUCGAAGUUUCGAAGAUACAAUACUGCGUCCAGGGGACAAUACUCGCAGACGCGAAAGAUGCGAACGUGCACGUCGAUAUUCAGAGCUACGAGUCUCGAGAUCCUGAAGAAUCUCGCGGUGGGCGCAGGAAGUGGUGGUAUGCAUUUCGUUAAAUGCAUUCGCUCCGAUCUCGAGGACACUCCUCGUGGUUUCUAUCAAGAUGUCGUCAAACAGCAGAUCAGAGCGUUAGCGGUUCUGGAUACAGCGAAAGCUAGGCAACGCGGUUAUCCCUGUAGGAUAUCCUUUCAAGAAUUCCUCCGAAGGUACAAGUUUCUAGCCUUCGAUUUCAACGAGACAGUCGAGAUGACGAAAGACAACUGCCGGCUGCUUUUGAUCAGGUUGAAGAUGGAGGGCUGGAUCAUCGGUAAGACUAAGGUCUUCUUAAAGUACUACAACGAGGAGUAUCUGUCGCGUUUGUACGAGACGCAAGUGAGGAAGAUCGUAAAAGUGCAGUGUAUGAUGCGCGCCUUCCUGGCGCGCAAGAACAUCGCCUCGAAGAUCACCAACAUUAAGAAGGAAAUCGUGAAAAAAACGUCGAUCAAGAGGAAAAAUUCGAUGCUCACGAAGGAUGAAGCGGCACUGAUGAUACAGAAAGCGUACAGAGGGCACAUGGUGAGGAAAGAAAUAAGCCCAUUGAUGAAGAAUGAGAUGAGCCAAGAGACGAAGGAUUUCAUCAAAUUCUACAGCAACAAGUGGAGAUCGAAGAGCAUAUUCCAAGUCCUCCUACGGUACCGUGCAGCCCGCUAUCAAGACUUUGUGCAGUUAUCGCAACAGGUUCACCUAUGCAAUCAAUCGAUAAUGACAGCCUUGGAGAGCAUGAAUAAUCGGGUACCUCUCGAGAAGGUCGACCCAGGCGCUAAGGUGGACGCUUACAUAAGCGAAGUGAAGCCACCUCAGGUGUACAAACUACCCUUCGACAUGCAACAAGAGCUGUCAUACUUCGAUACGAGCUACAUGAACGACCCCUCGAGCGAGAAAAUGAAACGUACAGGAUCUGUGUCGUCGGUGAGCGACGACGAGCACGAGCCGUGGGACGCACCGUUGCGCAGGCAAACCGUACCAUGGGCCAACAGCAACGUUCAUACGAGAGACGUUGAGGUACAAACGACCAAUUCGCCACAUCGCAUGUCUCUACAUCGCGCUUCAGUCGGCGGGGAGCAAAGCUUGAUCAACACUCCGUUCACCAGGGAUCCGAGUGUCCCCGUUCAAUGUCCACCGGAGGAUCUAUCCCGCCGCAACAGCAACAACCCCGGUUAUCAACCGCCUCUGAGCAGAUACAGCUCCACGCAAUCCUUUGAUUCUCAAAUUCCUUGUUCCAAUAACAUCGAUCACACUGGACCAGCGCAGUACAGAAAGAAAUCGCAGCCGUCACCGAAGCCGUUCAAUCAAGGGCAAUCAUCGGCGCGCAAUUUCAACAGCUACGAGUCGGACAUUCGAAACAGAAACGACAUCGAUGAGAUCACAGACUGGGAGUUCGAGGAUCGUCAUCGAGUCAAUCGUAACGUCGACAGUAACAUUCGCAUGAAUGCCAUUAAGGAGCUGGAGAUGAUCGGCCGCAGAAAUAACAACGACGACAACGACGACGCACCUCCGUUCAACUUUCAGGCGAUGUUGCGGAAAACGCCUCAUCAGCGAGACUCGAUGAAACGCAAUCCUGUGUACGAGAGCGUCACACCGUCGCCGAUGCCUUACCGCCGCGACAGCGAAGACCUGUGCGUCGCCUACAAAAGCGCCGGUGAUCGUAAAGGUUCGCCCGAGUGGAGCCCGAACGAGAUGAUCCUCAUGUCGGAGAAGUACGCGAAGCAGGACGCGUGGGAUGAGGAAUGCGCCAACGACGGUGACAGCGUCACUACCGAGAUCGCACCGGGCAUUGUUGUCAAAGGCCACGUGGCUGAACUAUAAAGCAUCAGUUAACUCCAAGCGUGCUCGUUAGUUGAACUUUUUUUUUUGUAACUGCUAUACCUAAGAUUAUAAUAUAUAUCUGGGAGAAGAAAGAGAUAUCUGAUCAGAGUUUAGCGACAAUUUCGAAUGCAAUAACGAUUCCUAGGAAAACUGGCAGUUUCGCUUACCAGCCGAUCGUUAAAGCGAACGUUGAAUUCUGAAUUCAUGACAAAGUGUCAAAGAAAUAUAGAAAUAAGGAAGUAUGUAUCGAUAUAAAGUAAUUAUUAUGUAAUAGAGAGAAUGUGUGGAGCGAGUUUCCUUAUUAAUACAAAAAGAAGAUAGAUAUUCUAAGAAUAAUCUGGCUUGUCAAGAUCUGAAUUAAAUGUAAGAGAUAAAAAUAUAAAAUGAUGAUGUUGAAGCAACAUUACGGAGAAGAACGUGCACGAGUAAAUUUAUAAAAACAUGUUAUAUAUAAUAUCAAUAUAAAUACUAUAGAUAUAUUUCUCUUCAUAAAAAUUCUUAAACUAAUAUCAUUUUUAAUAAACAAACAACAGAUUACUCCCUCACGAUACGCCGAAAUAUGUUUUGUACUCCGCGCGCAUCGGUGACUUGAUGGUAAAAUUUAAAUUAAGAUGUUAAAUAGAUCGCUUUGCGUUAUAUACAUACUGGCCAUGCUUAUUGACUUAAGUAUAUAAAAUAUAAUGUAUAUAAAUAUAUGGAAAAAUCACGAUGCUUUAAGCAGUUUUUCAAACGGUUAUUUCAACAACAGAUGCAUACAUCACAGUAAUACGUAUAUAGUACGAAUACGUAUAGAUAAUACUACAUUAUCAUAUAUCUUUAUACAUUCAAAGUUGCUCGGGGACAGCUAUUUUGAUUCGAACGAAAAGUAAUAAAUAAUAAUACAACGUAAGUCUCUUAAAUUCUCACAUACACACACAUAUACAUGACUGUGGACGGAUAUAUUAACAUCUCUUGAAGUAACGUAUAAAUAUGAAUAAAAAAAAAAAA